UCGCCCUCUGGUGGUUGGUUGCAGUAUGGGUCAUAAACCCCAACCUCUGCAUGUAAACAAAUGAGACGGGCCAAACAAAAAAUCCAAUUACACAUCAAAAAAAAAUUCAAGGAUGUUUUUGUCAUUUUAGUGGGUGGUUAAUAUUACAGCGUGGUUAAUAUUUCUCAGAGACGGAUGCAGUAACAUGUUUUCUAGCCAGGAGCGAAAACAAUUAUAUUGAGCAGAAUUAAGUUCAAUCAAUCUAAAGGUUCAGCCCUCCACAACAGUUCCAGUUUCUCAUGUGGCCCCUUGCAAAAUGAACUGCCCACCCCAUAAUAGACAACUGCAACAACGUCUUUCAACAAGGAGAUCCUUAUAAAACAUGCACAGACACAGAAUGUUUGAAAUAAGAAACGUGCUUAACCAAGAAAACGAGACCUCACUUUUUUUUCUUAAUCAUGCCAGAAAUAAGAGGUUCAUCUACAGAUAAGAUUGAGACAGACGGAUACACUGGAAAAAACAUUGAGGUUUCAUGUCAACACAGCUGGGCUUCAACCAACACAAAGUAUUUCUGCAGAGAUGCAUGUGAAGAUGUUCUAGUAUCAUCUGAUCAAUCAUCUAACGGAAGGUUUAGUCUGAAGGAUUUUGGAAACGGGACGUUCACAGUGACCAUCACUGAACUACAGGAGUCAGACUCUGGGAUUUACUGGUGUGGAGUGGGCAGAGUUGGUCCAGACACAUAUCAUGAGGUCAAUGUGACAGUAUUUAAAGACAUUACACCUACAAUCACUGAAUUACACACAACUCAACCGCUUCCUACACCAACACGACAACCCGAAUCUCAGUUUGCCACAUCAAGCAGAACGUCCGGAUCUUCAACCCCUGAUGACAUCACACAAUCACCCUCAAUGUCAGUCUCUUCAGUGUCUGUAAACAUCUCGCUGUAAGCUGUUGGUGGUCUGAUCGCAGUCGUCAUACUUGUAUGUGGCCCAGUUGCUGUUUGUCACUACAGGAAGAUAGUCAAGACAUCAGCAGGUCUUGUGCCAGCGACACCACUCGAUCACAAUGAAGGUACAGAGGAUACUAAUGUAUAUGAAAAUGAUCUUCAAGACACACAGAACAUCAAACAGAUGAAAUCCAAGAAGUUGAAGUCUAAAGUCCAAAAGAGCCAAUCACCUUCAGUCUAUGAGAAUGUAGAGCUCAAGCCGGGCCAGUCAGAUGUCAUCUAUGGAAAUCUUUGAUCCGAGCAUCAAGACAUGAGAUUCUGAUAAGAGUACUGAUCUAAAAUGGCCAAAGUGAUUCAUAUUUCCUACAUCACAUUUCCUACAAGACAUUUAAAUAAAUCACAAUGAAAACGCUCACACAGAUAAAGAUAAAAAGAGGAGGAGUUUGUGGGGCUUCUGAUGAGUUUGAUACCACCAUCAGACUUCCACCCUGUUUUCAGAAGACAAUUUUAGAGACUACUGAGUGAGAUUAUCUGCAAUCUCCUCUUAUACAAACUCUCUGGAAGCUCAUAAUGAAGAUCUGUUGUGUCGUGUGUGUAUGGAUCUUUCUGACAGAAAUUAGAAGUUCAUCUACAAAUGGAAUUGAGAUGCAUGGAUACACCGGAAAACAAGUCACCAUUUCAUGUCAACACAGCUGGGCUUGGAGCAACAGAAAGUACUUCUGCACACAUCCAUGUAAAGAUGAAGAUGUUCUAGUAUCAUCUGAUCGGUCACCAAACGGGAGAUUCAGUCUGAAGUAUCUUGAAAAGGGAACGUUCACAGUGACCAUCACUGAUCUACAGGAGUCAGACUCUGGGAUUUACUAUUGUGGAGUGGACAGAGUUGGUGCAGACACGUAUGAGAAGGUCAAUCUGAGAGUAUCUAAAGACACAACUCAACCACUUCCUAUAUCAACACGACAACAAGAAUCUCAAUUUGCCACAUCAAGCAGAACAUCCAGAUCUUCAACCCUUGAACACACCACACAAGUACCUUCAGUGACAGUCUCUUCAGUGUCUGUAAACAUCUCGCUGUAUGCUGUUGGUGGUCUGAUCGCAGUCGUCAUACUUGUAUGUGGCCCAGUUGCUGUUUGUCACUACAGGAAGAUAAUCAAGACAUUAGCAGGUCUUGUGCCAGUGCCAGCAACACCAGUCGACCACAAUGAAGAUACAGCUGAAGAGGAUACUAAUGUAUAUGAAAAUGAUGUUCAAGACACACGGAGCAGCAAACAGAUGAAAUCUAAGAUGUUGAAGUCUAAAGUCCCGAAGAGCCAUUCACAUUCAGUCUAUGAGAAUGUGGAGCUAAAGCCGGGACAGUCAGAUGUCAUUUAUGGAAAUCUUUGAUCCGAGCAUCGAGAUCAGAGUAGAGAGAUCUAAAAUGACCAAAGUGAUGCAUUGAACAUUUUCUACAUUGACAUCACAUCACAGACAUUUAAUUAAAUGAAAGUGUCUAUAAAAACGAUUAUAUCCCAUUUACAAAUACUUGAAAUGUGAAAUCCCCCUAAAGAACCACAAGGGGCGCUGUAUCCUGUAAACAGUUAUGUCACUUUAUAUUUUGUACAUUUUGUUUCUCAUUAAUUGUUGUCUGCACCUGUCUUCUACUUUGAUAGUAUUAGAUGGUUUGUAUUAGUAGAUUCCUGUAUGUUUGAAAAUAUUACUACACUAAAAACACUAUGUACUUCAACCAAUUCAUAUUACACACUAAUGCUGCUGAAGCUCAACUGGUAUAGCAAUGCAUCAGCAAUGUAAAGUUGAUAGGUUCAAAUA
Triplophysa rosa is the source of this 2728-nucleotide messenger RNA. Its product is annotated as CMRF35-like molecule 5. Bases 1496 to 2305 code for a protein of 269 amino acids. The transcript is spliced from 11 exons. NCBI's taxonomy places the organism in Eukaryota, Metazoa, Chordata, Actinopteri, Cypriniformes, Nemacheilidae. The record is from RefSeq and is a predicted model, not a curated record.